Puccinia triticina is the source of this 996-nucleotide messenger RNA. RefSeq lists its product as uncharacterized. Gene Ontology annotation, molecular function: chloride channel activity. Gene Ontology annotation, cellular component: cortical endoplasmic reticulum. Gene Ontology annotation, biological process: chloride transmembrane transport. The coding region runs from base 1 to 996 and encodes 331 amino acids. The transcript is spliced from 6 exons. The record is from RefSeq and is a predicted model, not a curated record. NCBI's taxonomy places the organism in Eukaryota, Fungi, Basidiomycota, Pucciniomycetes, Pucciniales, Pucciniaceae.
AUGGGAAGUCUGGAAGUGGAAUCCACCAAAAACCAUCACGGUGUGAUGCCGCACCCUCCAGCCCCACAGGACCAGUCCAGGGAGCCGAACAACUUCUCCCAACUCCAGGUUGAUUACGUCAUCGUCUUCUCCCUAUCGCCGCUCCCCCAUCAGCCCAAACUCAGGAAACAGGCCAUCGACGACCGGGCGAGGCAUAGGACCCAGCUCCUCGAGGACCGGCUGGGAUCCAAAGCUUCAAACAAACUGCUCAUCCUUGUCACCGCCUAUAACGAGACCAGGAUCAAGGAAGAGAUCCAGGCAGAGAGGAUUGCCGAUUGGUUGCACGGGAUCACCUGUGUCAAGCCUGAAUCAGAUCUGGCCUCCAGCUUCAUCUCUCAGCCACACAUGCCCGCCGACCAACUGCACCAUCUAUGCAACAUCAUCACCCGGGAUGUCAAGCCAACCAAGAACAAAUCACCCAUCACAGCCCAUCCCCACCGCCUGCUCGUCGGUGUCGCCGCCGGGAUCAUCCCACGACAGGCCCCCUUUGAGCACGUCUGCUCCAUCUUCCCCCCGCACGACGUCGGCUUCAACAAGACCUGGCUGUCCCAAUGGAGCGACCGCUCCCAUCUGACCAUCCAAAUCCCCGAGAUCGAGCUGGACAGGAUCAAGGAGAUCUACGGCGAAUUGAUUGGCUACUACUUUGCCUUCCUCAACUUCUACUUCCAGGCACUCGUCUUCCCCACCCUCUUGGGCCUCCUCUUCUGGGCUACCGGCAUGGCCUACUCGUCCAUCUACUCCGUCAGCCUCGCUCUCUGGUCCAUCAUCAUUGUCGAGAUGUGGAAAGUUAAGGAGAAGCUCCUCGCCAUCAAAUGGAACGCUUUCAACUGCCACAAAGUCAAAAAGAACAGACUCGGCACGACGACAGAGUUCCGCAGGCGUCCAUCUUUGAGUGCGCCCUGUUACUUCUUGAUUCAUUUGCGCUCUUCUUCCCUGGCCACCCUGCCAGUCGAUUGA